This is a messenger RNA of Filobasidium floriforme, 1002 nucleotides long. Its product is annotated as Alpha/Beta hydrolase protein. The record is from RefSeq and is a predicted model, not a curated record. The transcript is spliced from 7 exons. Gene Ontology annotation, molecular function: hydrolase activity. The coding region runs from base 79 to 840 and encodes 253 amino acids. Lineage: Eukaryota; Fungi; Basidiomycota; Tremellomycetes; Filobasidiales; Filobasidiaceae.
AGUUCAUCUACACAGCUAUACUCAUACAGACUGCACUUUCAGAUUAGGGACGCUCAGAAGACACCAAAGCAUUUGAACAUGUCCGCCGUACACGAUACCAACAAAGCCUGCUGCUCGAUCCCUCCGGUCCAAUCCGACUACAAGUCCAAGGGAUCCUACCAGAAAGUCGGACAAUUCGACAAGGCUUAUGUUGUGGGUGAUUCGAAGACGCAUGCUCUGAUCUGUAUCUACGACAUCUUUGGGUUCUUCCCCCAGACCGAACAGGGAUCGGACAUCGUGUCCCAAGCCCUUUCUGGGACCAAGGUCAUCAUGCCCGAUUUCCUGCAAGGAAAGCCUUGGCCGGAGGACAACUUUCCCCCAAAGACGGACGAGGACAAGCAAAAGUUGCAAGAAUUCUUCGGGACCACGGCGAACGUCGGGGACCGACUCGCCGAGCUCAAAUCCGUCGCAUCCACGUUGAAAUCGGAGGGAUACACCCACAUCAGCCUUUACGGAUUCUGCUGGGGAGGCAAGGUAGCCACAGUCGCCGCUGGAGAGAAAGACCUGUUCAAGAGUGUGGCUAUCGUUCAUCCGGCAAUGUUGGACGUCAAGGAUGUUAACGGUAUCGAAGUACCUUUCGGGUUUUAUCCCUCGAAAGAUGAGCCGAGCGAUACCAUCAAAGAGUUCCAGGAAGCUCUCAGCAAGAAGGCGUUUGCCGAUAAGAACGACUACAAGCACUACGAAAACAUGCAUCAUGGUUGGGCAGCUGCUCGAGCCGAUCUCAAGGAUCCCGAGAACAAGAAAGCGUUCGAGGAUGUGUAUGGUCGAUUGGCUACAUUCUUCGGAUCGAACAACCAGUAGAUGUGGUAGAAGAAGCCCAUAUCGAGAGGCUAGCUCGGUUUCAGACCCGGUGGCCAAGAUGAAGCGAAUAUCCGUUGGUUGUACUCGAGUAGGACACACAGUAUCAAAUGAACGCCGACCAUGAUGACCAUGACUAUGAUGGUCAUGUGAUCACGUGACCAU